Periconia digitata is the source of this 489-nucleotide messenger RNA. Lineage: Eukaryota; Fungi; Ascomycota; Dothideomycetes; Pleosporales; Periconiaceae. The record is from the annotation of a GenBank genome assembly.
CCAGAAUCUGCACGCAGCGAUAGAAAAUGAGAAGCAACACAGCACACCGCACACACCAACGACCUUCUGCAAACCAACGAAACCGAAUAACACGAUUCAAUCAAUUCAACGGUUGAUCAAAAUGUUGUCCUGGACCCUUGACGCCAUCUUCACGCUUGUGGGGUUUAUCGGAUCGUCCAUCAUUUACUUGGUGGUCACGUGGUGGCUGCAACGCCGCCGUAACCUGCGCAAAGAAGGAGGUGUAAGCACCGUCCAGGAAGAUGCCGGCAAUGAACAAGGUAAGCAAUAUUAGACGCGCAGAUACAAAGAUAGCGUGACUUGAUUGGCUGACAUUCCAUGGAAUAUAAGAUCUUGAGAUGUGUUUGGAAGGAAGUAGUGGUGUAAGGGUUGCUGUGGGGGUGCAGGUGGUAGAGACUGAGGUCAUGAUUAUAAGAAUUCCAGAGGAGGCUUAUAUGUCUCCGAUGAAGGGAUCGUGUCAAGAUGGUGAUC